Molecule: messenger RNA, 1178 nt
Organism: Zophobas morio
Lineage: Eukaryota; Metazoa; Arthropoda; Insecta; Coleoptera; Tenebrionidae
Product: nucleolar complex protein 3 homolog
Exons: 13
Coding region: 274-1086 (270 amino acids)
Biological process (GO): DNA replication initiation
Cellular component (GO): nucleolus
Molecular function (GO): chromatin binding
Source: RefSeq, a predicted model, not a curated record
AGCACUGAAGAGUUGAGGAAUGUUUGCCUUAACUGUUUUAGUGACGUCUUUUCAGUCGAUGUUUCUUUUGAAGUUUCGUUGGAAGUUGUGAAAAGUGUAGCAAAGUUUGUAAAGAAACUCAACUAUAAAGUGAAGCCGGAGGUUCUGACCAUUCUACUUUCUCUUCCGCUGAGUAAAGACUUUACCUGCGAGGAGACUUCCACGGAUUCAAAAAAAAGUUUCAAAAAAAAGAAGCAUGAAUUUCGUUCCCGUGGUAAAAAAAAGAAAGAUAUAAUGGAAAGAAAGUUAGAGAAGGAGUUGUCCGAAUCGAAUGCUAAAGUUCGGACGGAAGACAUAAGAAGAAGACAAACCGAACUUUUAAAGUUGAUACUUUCAUUAUAUCUUCGCAUGCUGAAGUUCACGGCGCCGUCACAUUUACUUUCCUCCGUUUUGAAGGGCUUAGCGAAGAUUGCGCCGCUUUUAAAUGUGGAUUACUUUAUGGCUCUUUUAAAAGUUUUGGAGCAGCUUUUAAGGCGUGAACUCAAGUUUGAGGACUCACUAUAUUGCUUAAAAGCUGUUUUUCACAUGUACUCUACACAAGAAACUUCUCUUCUUGAUUUGAGCGUUUUUAGCUCUGCACUGUACAAGCUGCUUUUGGAACUCCCGCGUAAUCUUGGAAAAGCCGAACUGUUGAUUAACUGUUUGCAGACUUUUCUUAUUCAUAACUUUUUGUUUGGCAUUAAUCGAUAUGCUGGUUUUGUGAAACGCAUGGCGGCGAUGGCUCUUCGGGUCCCUCCAAAUGUCGCUUUGGCGCUACUUUCUCUCAUCUAUAAAAUUGUUCAGCGGAAUUCCAAACUUCUUCGAAUGUUUGAUGAAGAAAUUAUUGGCUGCGGCGUUUACUUACCGGCGGCUAAAGAUCCCGAAGUUUCCAAUGCCUUGAGUUCUUCCCUUUUAGAAGAGCUCGGCGCCCUGAAGAGCAAUCCACAUUCCCAUGUGCGGGAUUUUGCAAACGAACUAAUCAAACGGGGGAGUGACGACUUCGGAAGAGCUCGUCUGCUUCCACUUCAUUUGAGAAAAGAUCCGCUGGAGUUUCUACAGAUCCAAUAGAAAUGCGCAAUAAAUUAUCAGAUCCAACAAAUUUUCUUCGGGUUGUUUAAUGGAGGAAGGAAAGAAUUUCAGAAGAGUUUCGUAGACAGUGG